Messenger RNA from Lagopus leucura (white-tailed ptarmigan), 6124 nucleotides. RefSeq names its product F-box and leucine rich repeat protein 22 (gene FBXL22). The transcript is spliced from 2 exons. NCBI's taxonomy places the organism in Eukaryota, Metazoa, Chordata, Aves, Galliformes, Phasianidae. Gene Ontology annotation, biological process: SCF-dependent proteasomal ubiquitin-dependent protein catabolic process. Gene Ontology annotation, molecular function: protein binding. Gene Ontology annotation, cellular component: SCF ubiquitin ligase complex. The coding region runs from base 333 to 1013 and encodes 226 amino acids. The record is from RefSeq and is a predicted model, not a curated record.
AUUCAUUAACACAGCGCCAGCUCUUUGCUAAGUAACAGCCUUGCCUAAAAAUAAAUAAAAUAAAAAGAUCCCUUAUAAGGAAGCAUUCUGUGAAAGUCAACCCCUGCUGUUUUCUACAUGCCCAUUCCAUUCCCUUGAAGGAACAACAGUUUCAACACGCAUUGCCCUUAUCCUUUCUCCAUUCUUAACUUCUGCACCAGUUGUUGGCCAAAAAUAAACACCAUUCCACAACCAUAUAUGAGCAACAGCAUUCUGGUGUUCCCAACGCCUUCCAGCACUGCCAUCAUUCCAAUGCCAGCAGACUGUCAGCUCCUGAGCACGCUGCAAGGGCUAUGCACAUAACCCAGCUGAAUCGGGAAUGCCUCCUGCAUCUCUUUUCCUUUCUGGACAAAAACAGCAGGAAAAGUUUAGCAAAAACAUGUCAUAAAUUGCUAGAAGUGUUUCAAGAUCCUGUGCUUUGGUCUUUACUGAACUUUAAUUCUCCAGUGGAACUACAGAAGCGUAACUUUCUCCUGGGACCUGCUUUAAAAUACUUGUCCAUCUGCUGGUAUUCAGAGAGAGUCAAGGUGUGUAACAUUGAGGACUGGAUGAAAAACAAUUUCCAGAAAGACUUCUGUAGCAGGCAUGAGAACACUGUCACUGAUUUUUUACUAGAAGUUGGCAACAGAUGUCCCAACCUGCUAUCUCUGACCCUCUCAGGAUGCGGCCAUGUUACAGAUGAUUGCCUUUUGCUUCUCCUCAAGAACUGCCCAAGUCUCAGGACACUCAAACUGGAAAACUGCGCGCGGAUCACUGACCGGACGCUGGAAGCAGCAAUCCUCUAUGGGGGAUCACUGCAAACGCUGCACGUGGAUUUCUGCCGGAACAUAACACAGAGCGGGCUGCAGAGAGUUCAGGAAAAACGUCCCUCAGUAACACUGAGAGCAGAGAGAAGUGCUAACAUGAUUCCAGACAGUAAGCCGGAAAAAAAGUUGGUGGUUGAAAAAUUGGCCAGAAAAAUGGCUCUGCUUUAAGUCAUAAGGAUGGUUGAUUUCCACUUACCUCCAGUGUGGCGCUACUUCAACUACCUGUAGGUAAUCUGCGCUCUGGUUUAAGUCCAAAUAAAUGGCUGAAUGUUUUGUAAAAGCUUCACUGGAAAAAGGCAUGAGUUUUCACACCUUUUAAAGGAAGAACGCCUCUGCUUUUGCUGUUCCUUGAAAGUGGAAAAAUCGUGUUUGUGUCACAUAAUGCAGCACUUAAUCAGUCAAGUCUAAAAAUGUGAAUUGGAGAAAAGCAACAACUGGAAGACCCUUCAAAUUUUCAUUAUGACAACACAGAUUAUUUUGGCAGUAAGGUACAAAAAGAAAUUAAACUAAGUCGUCAAACACAGUAAAACUUCACUUACCAGCAAUCAUGAACUUCAUCACCAAGUCAAAAAAAAGGGUUACAUCACAGAUAUAAAUCAAAUUUGCAGACCUGAACCAAUCAUUUGUUCACCUUUUCUCUGAAGAACGUUACUGCUCAGUAUCACAUUCUGCUCUUAUCAGUCCCCUCUAAGCACGACAGACACCUGUACUGCUGCACUGCAGGGCAGGUGGCUGAGCCACCUCUAUUUACAUUUAGCAUUUAAUGCUUUAAGCAUAUUGUGUUCCAUACUGCGCUGAUCUGCAAAGGAACUGAACAAACACACUGUCACACACCUGUUCCUACCUGCGAUAUGCGUUUCUUAUCACUGCUACAAACGCAUUUCAUCCAGUGCAAAAAAGCAGAAGGGAAAUGAUGAUGCUUUGAGACAGCUCACAGCCUACCCUGCUGCAGCAACUCUGUCAUUAGCAAGUUACAAGACUGAGCUGCAUGCAUUUUUUAUUGUAUGUGUAUGUGUGUAUGCCUAUAUAUAGUUAUAGAUGACUUAAACUACAAGAAUGCAGAUACACACUGGUAAUAUUUACUUUUUCUAUACAAACGUGUUUGCAUAUGUAAAAUACUCUCAAACUGACAUGAUUUUCUCAGAUUGUCUCCAGUGGACAGCAGAACUGAGCCAGAGCAUUCUUUACCUUCAAAUGCAAUUACGUCUGAGAAGCACAAUGCAAUAAGAGUGAACACAAUUCCAGUCUGACUUUGAUGUCUAAGCAACUGAAAAAAAGCCAAACAGCAGAUUGAAAGGAAUGUGUGCACAAUGCCAUGACAGUGAAAACAAACAGUUGGAUAAAAUAAAAAUAAGCAGUUAGUUUGAAUCAUGCUAAGAUAGAAUAUGCAAAGGACAAGAGUAGUUUAAAAAGGAAUUGCACUCAACUGUUUAAUGAACAUCUGUAUUUACAAACAUCAGCAUCCCCUUUUACUUAAUUGCAAAUUGUCUCCAAAAAUACUCUCAUUAUUCAAGAGCCAAAACACACAGUCUGUGCAAAACUGAAUUCUCAGGUACAGUUCUAUUACCUUCUGUAUCUGACUGAACACACGGGCAAAAUGAUGAAGGAUUAAUGGCAUAAAGGAGGUUCAGUACACAGUAAUACAGUCCUUUCUGUAGUGCAUAUACAUGUAAAUAUACAUGUACAACACCUGGAAUUUAAUCCAAGAUGUGAAUAUAUCCCUCCACAACACAGUGAUGAGAUGCAGAAAUCUGCCUGAUUUGAAACAUGAAGCAGCAGGAAACUACACCUGCCUGACCUCAGAGCCCUGGCCCUCCGUCUCCCAGCACUGUUAAAGGGCCUGUCUGGCUGUUUCACGCUACAGCCUGGUUCUUGCUUGUUGCUGAAGAACCUUUUGCCUUCUUCACGAGCCAACAGCAAGAAACAACUUCACCAGAUACAACCUGGAGCUGAAAUUCUUUACAAUUCUUUACUCAGCCCUUUGAGCACCAUCAGCUGGCACCAACACACCAGUUAGUCUUGGACAACUGGGAAGUUUCCCUGAUAAUCCCUGCUAACCUACAGCAAUCGCAAGCAAUAGGAAUGUCUGUUGUCUUCUCCAGACUCAGACCAGUCGUGUACCAGGGGAGUUGAGGUUAAUGAAUUUCCUCCCCCACCAUGAGGCCCCACAACACCCUUAUCAAGGGAUUCCAGUGAGAAGGAGGGGAAAUCAGGCCAGGGCAGCAGAGAAGCACACCCUUCUCUUCAGCCCGGUGACGACGUGUUCCUGAGCACAAACAGCAUUUGCAGCUGGGCACAAAUUGUGGUUGUGGUAUGGAGACCAAAGAGGAUCAUCUUCCACAGCACUUCCCUAAGAUGCAAAUAAAAGUUUCUUUGUAAUAGUACAUUACUUCCCUAGCCAAGUACGAAUGUUACUGAAUACUGCUGAUUAUAACACAAUUACAGCUGCAGGAGAUACCAAACACAUGUGGUUUACUAACAUCAAAGGCAGAUACUUGGAAUGUAUAUAAAAUCCACAGCUUCAACCACUAUCCUGCCACCUUCAUUUAUUGGCACUCUGUUUCUGAGUCACAGCGGCUGUGUAUUAUUACUGUCAACAAGGAAUACUCUGGAAAAGUGUCCAAAUGAAAGUCAAGAAGGAAUCACGUACAACUUUAACUUGUAUUGAAGUACAUGGCAUAAACAGUGAUACACCUGAACCUCAAAGACAUGAAGAACGCAGGGCACAGUCCUACCCAUCAGACAGUAGAAGAUAAACAUUUCAGGGUGUUCCAAACAUCACAGCCUGACUAAACAUGGUAAUACUAUCAUUUCCUGAGACAAAACGAAGUACGAAGACUAAAUAAACCAAUACACAAUUCACAAAUGCAUCCAAGCAACCAAUUCUCGAAUUUGCUUUAUUUUUCUCUGCAUAAGGAACCCUGCACAGGCAAUUCAAAUUAGAACAAAAUAAAUAUGUGAAUAUUCAUGUAAAACUGCCCUUGCUAAUGAACAAUUAUACACAAUGUACAACCCUUCAUGUCCACUGGGAGGGCUUACAAAUGUACUAUUCCCAACAAAAAUGCACCCAAAUGUCUCCAUGCAAACUUAUCAAAAGUGACCAAAAAAAGGAGAAAAAAAAUUAUUGAUCAUACUUUUUUUUUCUUUUUUUUCUUUUUUACAAUCACAAAAAAAUAAAAACAUCUAAUUUUUUGUUACAUUUAGAGUAACUAAAAUGUGGCCACUGUUUAUUAACAUCUGCUUUUAUGCUCCUAAAACAUCUAUGGUUACCAUAAAAUUAUGUCAACAACAAAUUGGACUUAGGGCACUAUUUUCAGUAAAAGGAAGAUGAUUUUGUUCACAGAAUGUUAAUAAUCUGUGUCUGAGCCCUCUGCAUUGUCCACAUUCCGUGAGAGCAUAUAAUUGUCCAUAUCUAUAGACCUGCAAUUAUUGAUUGCAUAGCGCAAACGCUCUGCCAUGAUUAGUUGACUGGAGUAAGGUGGGAGCCUCAGUUGAAAGAAACAAGUCUGUGAGGUAGGCAAGCUGUCGUAAGGCUGUGGAAAUGGAUAAAAGGUGGGACACCGGUAAGUUUGUGAAUAAGUAGAAAAUGCAGCAUAUCCAUAUUUCAUUGCUUCCAUCUUCCCUGCCUCUAUCGUCCAGCAUUUUCUCAGUUUACCUCAAUAUUUCUCUUAAGAAGCAGACUAGCAUCUCGUUUACAUCUCCUGUCUCCUGAAUGCUGUGACAAACUACUGUUAUAUCAACUGCUCUGACUUACUCAGCUCGGUAAGGAAACACAACUAUUGGAACUCUUGAUCGCAAUAUUUAGCAACCCACUGGAAGAUAACAAACAACAUUCAAAUUUAUGUACUGUACCAUGCCUUAACAUGAGGUGACGUGAAAGACACCUAACCAAAGAUGACAGUCCAACCACUGUUAUCUUUGCCCAAAUAUUUGAUUCUUACAGUUAGAGAACGUGCUUUCACUGCCCAAAACAAUGACACAAUGCAAAACGUAGGCAUCCUGUACACGAUGCACUUCAAGGAUACAUACUAUAAAACUCAGGCUUCAGAGUUUGUUAACGGUCAUAUGACAAACUUAUGGGUGUAAAAAUUAUCAAAUGAAAAAAGGAAAUGCAACAGAAAAUGACCGUGUACGAGUUACAACAGAAGAGGUUUGGUUUCCUCAUGCAAGAGCUUGUCUUGACCUCCAAUCACAGAAUUACAGUAAAUGCACCAUAUGAAUUCAUACCCAAUUCAUGCAGUGUUCCAGCUCCUCCACUAUUAAGAUCCUUGGUUUUAAUACCUCAGAGAAUACCCUACUCCACGUUUUCUCUGUAAAUGUACAAUUAUGGAAACCUGGCUCCUAUUGCCAAUGGACAGAUUAAGCUAAAUAGGAAUAAUAAAUACAGAUAAUGUUAAAAAAAAAAGAAUAAAAAGAACAGCAUCUUACCCUAUCAACCUUCAUUAUUUGGAAUCGCUGAGAGAUAUCAGCUGUGUUGGCUGGUAAUCGAGAUCUUCCUGACACAAACCUCAUGAAAAGGACUCUCUCCUCAUUGGAAAAUUCUUCCAGGGUAUGCCAGAACCACUGCACGAGCUGAUGCUGCUCAUCAACUUCUCUGUAUCGCACAACUUUCUUCAGAACUUCAACUGAUAUUUCUGGCAUUCCACAGACCAUUUGCUCCAACUGCUUAGCAGUCAGAAGAGACAACAAGGGAACGGGAACAAUCCAAGACAUGCCUUCUCUUACAGCAGCCACCUAUUGCCCAAAACAGAAGAAACACUGGGAAUGCAAUUGUCUUACCUCUGUCACAUACUGUAACUUCCAAACAAAUGCAGUGGCAACUUAUCUGCUGAGGAACAGGGUAAAAGGAGAGAACAUCUGCCAAAUACAUAUGCAUCCCCUGUAAGGUCUACUACAUCCUCUCUCAAAAUUCUGGAGAAUAUUAAAGGUACAAAACUGAAAUUAUUUUUAAUAGUAACUGCAAAUGACACAAUAUAGAAGAACUUAAAGUGCAAGUUACCAGCACAAAUAACAGUGAAACCAAAAAGUGGUGCAGAUAUCAUACAUCUGAGCUGGAACAAAGUUGGUUUUUUUUUUCUAGAAGACAUGAUUUGGUUAACCUUGUUUAGAGAGUUAUCUUCCUAAUGCAGGUAGCAAUACCCUGCAUAUAUCUAUACAUGGAGUAAAAGGAAAAUAAUUUUCCUCACAAGUAAUUAGCAUAUUUCGUGCUUUUAUGGGCUUCACUACACAACUGACAAAAUACACAGAACUAUGAAAAUAGAAACAGUUUUAAAAACCAA